Molecule: messenger RNA, 3597 nt
Organism: Monascus purpureus
Lineage: Eukaryota; Fungi; Ascomycota; Eurotiomycetes; Eurotiales; Aspergillaceae
Source: the annotation of a GenBank genome assembly
CCGCAUAGAGAAAAGCCUCCAGUCCAGCUGACGGGCCUCACCAGCCUCACUGCGCUGUCUACUACCCAGGUACUCGGCUUGAUGUCCAAGUCCGCGCGCAAGAAAUGUUAAAUAGCCCACGUGGGUCUGUUGCUCGCUUUCUCUCGCUGCUUGUCCGAUUACCCGAAAGGGUUGUGUCGUGUGCAUCAAUCACCCCUUACUACUCCUACAAAAGACCCAGAGAAGAUGCCCAGAUGUCGACUCUCUCCUCUGCACCAUCGUCCUUCCACUCGUCCAAGGCGGGAAUUCGCCCACGGAAUCUGCUGCCGUUGCAAGGGGAAUCCCGUUCUUCUGAUUGGGCGGGGACGCGUGCCGAGUCAUAAAUAGUCUGGAAAAUUUGGUGAGUAAUGACGUUGCGUGUCCAGCAGGGUCCUUCAAUUCGUCUUUUCUCUCGUUUGUUUCGCCCACUGUGUUCUGUGUCUUCUCGGGCCUUGUACAUCAUCAUUGUCUUCUUCGCCUUCAUGGUCGGCAUUUGACUAAUAAAAUAGAUCCAUCUCCCGCCUUGUCGGGAGGUCCUGCACGCUCAAAGCACUCAUGCUGUGGCUCUGGUUUCUCCGCGGCCUUUUGCUUCCCAUCACCGGCGCCUUCGCCGUUCCUGUAAAGGAGCAACGGCCAUUGGGCAAUAAUGACUUUCUUGAAUCCAAACCGAACCUCCACAAUGUCGGAGACCACAUAGAAUCUCACUUCAGUGGUUUAACCGGCCGUUUCUUGCAUAUAACAGAUCUUCACCCAGAUUCGCAUUACAAAUUAGGAUCGACGACGGACAGUGCAUGUCACCGAGGGAAGGGACCGUCGGGGUAUUAUGGAUUGGCAGGGUCAGACUGUGAUGCGCCAUUUUCCCUAAUCAACGAAACCUUCCGAUGGGUAGACGAGAACUUGAGAGAUAACAUCGACUUCGUGGUCUGGACUGGCGAUUCUGCGCGUCAUGACAACGACGAAAAGAUCCCCCGCACCGUGGCGGAGAUCGCGUCGCUUAACGAGUUUGUUGCCGGAAAAUUUGUGGAUGUGUUCGACAAGCAGCGCCGUCGCAGUCCCUCGAUUCCCGUUGUCCCUACGAUUGGGAACAAUGAUAUUAUGCCGCAUAACAUUCUCAAAGCUGGUCCCAACGAAUGGACAAAGAAGUUCCUCGACAUCUGGAAGAAGUUCAUACCCGAAGAACAACGUCACACAUUCAUCCAGGGUGGAUGGUUUACUUCGGAGGUUAUUCCCGGCAAACUGGUGGUCAUCAGCCUGAACACAAUGUACUUUUAUGACUCGAACCAUGCCGUCGACGGGUGUGAAUCGCCGUCGGAACCGGGCUACGAACAGAUGGACUGGCUGCGUGUACAGCUCCAACUUCUGCGCGAGCGCAAGAUGAAGGCCAUCCUAAUAGGUCAUGUUCCUCCAGCUAGAUCGGGUUCCAAGCGUAAUUGGGAAGAGUCUUGCUGGCAGAAGUAUGCCUUGUGGAAGUAUCAGUAUCGUGAUAUUAUUGUUGGAAGUCUCUAUGGUCACAUGAAUAUCGACCACUUCAUGAUGCAGGACAGCCACAAGAUCAAAAUUGCGGAUUUGGAUCUGGAUAACGCAUUCUCCGAUGACGAUGAGCAAUCAUCCAAAGAGCUUUCAGCCAGGUCUCAAUCGACCUAUCUAGCCAGCCUUAGAGAGCAAUGGUCCAAGUUACCAUCUCCGCCGUGCGAUCCCCUGUUUGACGAUGACUCUGUUGGCGACUGGUCUGCCACGGAUCCUACUACAGAUGAUGGCAACCAUUCACCAGAUGCUCAAAAGUCGAAGAAAAAAAGGCGAUUUUUGAAGAAGAUCGGCGGGCCUUGGGCCGAGCGAUAUAGUGUGUCGCUUGUAGCCCCUAGCGUUGUCCCAAAUUUCUACCCAACGCUGCGGGUAGUCGAGUACAACAUUACAGGCCUACAGAGCUCAGCUAUCCGGGCUGAUACUUUAGUUGAUCUUAAAUGGAGCCGCGAAUUGCAUUCCCGGCAGGUUGAAGAUUCCAACACCGAGUCAUAUAUAGAACGCAAACCGUCCCUGGGAGAAGAAGCCGACAAAAAGAAGAAGAACAAGGACAACAAGAAAAAGAAGCCCCGGUUUAAAGUGCCACGUCCACCAUCGUCGACGGCUCCUCCAGGUCCGGCAUACUCCAACCAGCCCUUAACGUGGCUCAGCUAUACUCAAUAUUAUGCGAAUAUAACCAAGAUAAAUGACAAGAUAGCCAACCUAGGAGAGUUGUCAGCAAAUGAGAAAGGUUAUGGACAUGAUAAUGCCCACUAUCCUCUCGAAUUUGAAGUCGAGUACGACACGAAAGUGGACGACGUCUACAGACUGCAGGAUCUCACAGUGCGAAAUUUCUUCAGACUUGCAUCCUGGAUUGCGAAAGAAGACCCCGAAACGAAAAAUAUGGGCUCGUUAUCAUCCUCUUUUUGUGAUUAUUCCGAUUCUCCUUCGACUGAGCGGGAUCAGUCAUUGGAGGGGAAUCGCAGACUGGAUGAUGAUAUACAUAAUGGUGAUGACGACGAUAACGAUGUACAUGAACAGAAGAAGGGGGGCAGGAAGAACAAGAAGAAGAAGAAGAAGAAGAAGAAGAAGAACAGGGUGUGGAUAAAAUUUCUGGAACGAGCCUUUGUGGGAUUUUUAGACGCGAACGAGAUUGAUGACCAGCUGGAUCAAUGACUUUCUUUCCGGCUACCCAUUCUUUGCAUGCUCAUAUUCAUAUCUAUAUUUGGGUUGGGAUUGCAUGUAUAACGGUUGUUCUGGUUAUUCUUGUGGCUGUAUUAAGCAGGCAAUUUUCUGGUCUUUUACCUAUCAUUCUUGGGGUAUUUAUUUUUAUGGGAACCUUUUACAUUAGAGGAUAUCUACAAUUUUGAUGAGACUGGCUUCACUAUGGGCCUAGUAGCUACUGCCUGAGUGACUACUAAAGCUAAUUAUUAUGGAAAAGCAUGUCUCAUACAGCCAGGCAAUCAGGAAUGGGUUACUUUGAUUGAGUGUAUCAACUCUACUGGUUGGGCGCUUCCUCCAUGCACUAUCUUUAAAGGGAAGGUCUAUAUAGAGGGCUGGUAUCAAGAUCCAAUACUCCCAUGUAAAGGGGGGCGUACGUGCGUUGUUCCCUGCGACAGGAGCCGGGUUGUGAUCGAGGGAUCUCAGGGAUGGACACACUGAACGAUCUAAUAAGGAAACGAUAUAAUAAAAGAAGAAACACAACGACGAAGGAGCCUCGCUCCGUUCUAUACGAUGAUGACGAUACCAGCGAAGCAACCUAGAAACCAAAAGAAUGCUCAAUUUCUCGUAACUAUCUGGGAGGAAACCCUCCAUUAAGUCCUCUCCGGCCGCGGGCUCCACCAUACAUUAGUAUGUCGGAGACCGCGACUCUACGGCGUUCUACGAUAGGAAAUAUGGGAGAACCGGGAUUUCGCAGUGCCCCCGGCACACCUUGAUGUAAUACUAGGUAGGUCCUGUGGAUGAAAUAACAAUAAAAAAAUAAAACAUGCAACAGCCGGGAUUCGCUGGUGGUCACCCACCCAACUACUAACCGGCCGGCGUGUGGCUUAAGUACGGCUGAGCGGACGGGAAGCCCUG